UCUGACCUCUUCUAUGAACAACAAAACCGUGAUGAAGGCGACAGGAGUCAGAACACUAUUCACUGCAGGAAGCCCCAGUAUCCGGUAAGAAGUAAGAAGUACAACAGUACAGGAUGCGCCUUGGGUCAGGGGGAUGUGAAAGCCCUCAGUCUUUGUGUUCCUCCCUGGGCCAGAGCGUCUGCGUCUGAGCCCUCGGUUCUCCUCGGAGCUCAGCUCGCCUGCGGCUGUCACCGCAGGGCCACCAGCCUCCCGCCGGGAGGGACGCGGCGCCAUCAUGGCCACCUGCGCUGGGCUGCCGCUGCUGCUGCUGCUGAGGCUGCUUCUGGGCCAGCCCCGGGCAGGGGCCGGCGCUCACAGGGAGGCCGCGGUGUGCGCGGGCAGGGCCUGCUACACUGCGCACUGGGGCAAGCUGAGUGCGGCCGAGGCCCAGCUUCACUGCAGCAGGAACGGCGGCAACCUGGCCACGGUGAGGACUGAGGAGGAGGCCCGGCACACCCAGCGAGCCCUCACCCAGCUCCUGGAGUCGGAGGCGCCCCUGGCAGCUCGGAUGGGCAAGUUCUGGAUCGGGCUCCAGCGCGAGAAGGCCAAGUGCUUGGACCCCAGCCUGCCGCUGAAAGGCUUCAGCUGGGUGGGCGGUGGGGAGGACACGCUUUACACCAACUGGAACAAGGAGGUCAGGAGCUCUUGCAUCUCCAGGCGCUGUGUGUCCCUGCUGCUCUAUCUGUCCCAGCCGUCCCAUGCCAGCCACCUCCCCAAGUGGUCCGAGGGCCCCUGCGGGAGCCCGGGCUCUCCGGGAAGCAACAUCGAGGGCUUUGUGUGCAAGUUCAGUUUCAAAGGCAUGUGCCAGCCUCUGGCUCUGGGGGGCCCAGGCCGGGUGAACUACACGACCCCGUUCAAUGCCACCAGCUCUUCCCUGGAGGCCGUGCCCUUCGGCUCUGCGGCUACUGUGGUCUGUGGGGCCGGGGAAGCUGGUCAGGAGGAUUACUUCAUGUGCAGGGAGAAGGCCCCCGAUGUGUUCGACUGGGGCAGCUCGGGCCCCCUCUGCAUCAGCCCCCAGUAUGGGUGCAGCUUCAACAACGGGGGCUGCCAGCAGGACUGCUUCGAGGGGGGUGACGGCUCCUUCCGCUGCGGCUGCCGGCCGGGCUUCCGGCUGCUCGACGACCUGGUGACCUGUGCCUCCCGGGACCCUUGCAGCUCCAGCCCGUGCCGGGGGGCAGCCACCUGUGUCCCGGCACCCCACGGGAAGAAUUACACAUGCCGCUGCCCCCAGGGCUACCAGCUGGACUCAAGUCAGCGGGACUGCAUGGACAUGGACGAGUGCCAGGACUCCCCCUGCCCGCAGGCCUGUGUCAACGCCCCUGGGGGCUUCCGCUGUGAGUGCUGGGUGGGCUACGAGCCCGGCGGCCCCGGGGAGGGGACCUGUCGGGAUGUGGACGAGUGUGUCCCGGGCCGCUCGCCCUGCGCCCAGGAGUGCACCAACACCGACGGCUCCUUCUACUGCUCCUGCGAGAAGGGCUAUGUUCUGGCCGGGGCGGAAGGCACCGAGUGCCAGGACGUGGAUGAGUGUGCGGACACGGAGAACAGCCUUUGUGAUAGCUUGUGCCUCAACACGCAGGGCUCCUUCCGCUGCGGCUGCCUGCCGGGCUGGGAGCUGGGCCUGGACGGGGUCUCGUGCACCCCGGGCCCCACAUCCCUGGCCCCACUGUCUGGGCCUCCCCAGGGGGAGGAUGCAGGAGAUAGAGAGGGGAAACUCGUGCAUUCUGCCACAAUGUCCAGGCCCACCAGGGACCCUGAGGGCACCUCCAAGGAGGCACCCACCGCAAAGGGACCCUCCCUCCCACACAACGCCCCCGUCACCCUGGCCGCACCCCACAUGCCGGCUCCCAGUGGGCCCCCUGGUGUCUGGAUGGAGCCCAGCACCCAUCACCCCAUGGUCACCCCUGGCCGUCGGGAGAAUACAGAGGAGGAUUUCACCGCCAAACAAAGCGAUGAGGGCACCGACGGACAAAAGCUGCUGUUGUUCUACAUCCUGGGCACCGUGGUGGCCAUCUUACUCUUACUGGCUCUGGCUCUAGGGCUACUGGUCUACCGCAAGCGGAGAGCAAAGAGAGAGAAGGAGAAGGAGAAAAAGCCCCAGAACGCAGCUGACAGCUACUCCUGGGCUCCAGAGUGAGCUGAGAGCAGGGCUUUGGAGAAUCAGUACAGUCCGACGCCGGGGACGGACUGCUGAAGGUGAAACGGCCCCAGAGACACUGACAAUUGGCUACCACCAUCCUCAGAGCUUUACACACCCCGUCGGAGGGCGGGGGGGCACAUCCUUCCAAAAGACUGGACUGGAAUCUUAGCAAACAGUUGUACACAUUCUUAAAGGCCUGGCCACUUGGAAUAUACAGGUAUUUUCUACGUGUGUGUGGUAUUCUUGAAGUGGAUGCAAUGGGUUGGGAUGUCAUUUUGGGAAUUUUGUGAAUAUUAACAAUUCUCACUCACUUAUCUUGUCAAAUUCAAAUGUGACUGAUUUCAUGUCUGCCGCUGGUUCUGGAUCAAGGGCUUACAAGUCAGGUGCUAAUGGAACUCCUUUUGAACUGCUUCUCUGCUCACUGGAAUCAUCUAAGAAGAAAGGGUGGUCUGCUAAUGCUAAUUAGGAUUGGAAUGUUUCGUUCCUCUUGGUAGAACAGAGACUAAAUCAAUUGUUAAAUUACGUAAGAAGCUUUUUUUUUUUUUUUUUUUUUUGGUCAAAAGGAACAUAUUCAGGACUGGAAACAUCUCUUUACAUUUGCGUUCAUGCAUUUUCCCAUCACAAGCCCUGCUGAGCUUUAUAGUUGGAGUCCUGCAGAAAGACCAGAGUACACUGAUCUGUUUAGGUAGCAAGGAUGCUGGAAGUUUAGAAAUUGCAUUUCCUAGUUCUUAGUGUCUCUAAUAGUCUUGGGUUUAUUUGCAAGUGAAGUCUGGAAAGUGUGGGAGAAGUAUAAAGUGAGUUGAAAGCUUUUUUGAAAGCACGUACUCCAAAGAGCUUGAGAGAGAAACCUGGGGUUUGUUCCACAAAUACUUGAAUCAAUCCAUCUAAAUGCACUUGCAUUAACACACACUGACUAUUGAUGAGGUGAACGCACACAAGGAUAAAAGCUGGAGACAUCUCGUCUCUGGGUGAGUGCAGCCCCGAGACACCUCCCAUGCCACCUGCCUUCCCUGCGUGCUGUUCUGGAUUUAAAUGCUCUGAUCCUAGAUGGACGGAGCCCUGAGAAGUCUCUCAUUCUGAUUAUUAAGGCUGUGUGAGGGGGAUGAGCUGCUGAGUUUUGAAAGCCGGCAUCGUAAGGCAUCUUAACCUAGCUCACAGCUGGUAUUGCUUCUUGAGAACACGAUCCUGUCUUGUGGCUGUCGCUUGCAAGAAAGGGACCGGGCAGGCAGGACGCUGUCCCCUUUCUGCUUGAAGAACGUUUGUCACAUUUUUCUCUAUUUCUUAAAAAAAGUGGGGGAGAUGGGAGGGAGAGAAAAAAAGAGAAUAGCUCAAAUCUUUUGCAACCACAAAAACCACUCAAAGCAAUUUUAAUUUAUUUUUAAAUGCUCACUUGCAAAGGUUUCCCUUCCCUAUGUAGUGGUAGAGAGUACUCUCUCCCCACGCAGUUCUGCCUGGGUCACUGGAAAGCAGCUCAGGGAUUCACCAACGGUCAGAGCUGUUAAAAACUGCCUGACUAGCACCGGGAGACCUCAGGUCAUCUGCAGGCUUGUUGCUGUCACCUUGUAGAACAGAACGGGAGUGUGUUUUCUUCUAGGGAUUCCAAAACCUGCCUGUCAGAACCAGGGUGCCCUACUGUUUCUGGUUUUGCCUUAGAAACACAUCUGUCCCAGAGGCGGACACCUGGGGCACGAGGAGCUGCCAGGUGCACGGCCCUCAGAGUUAAAUAAAUACACUUUAGAUAUUUUUGAAAUGUAGAUGCUAUAUUUCAGGGGUUUUGUUUUGUUUUGUUUUGUUUUUAAGGAAAUGGGUAACUGAAGGAGUGGGUGUAAGGAAAGAUGAAGGUUUUGGAGGACUUAGCACAGUAUUUGGAACUUCUGCUUUUUAAAGACCUCAGUUGAAAUACUGGUGCUUAACACCCAAGGAGGCAAAGGUUGUAUCCACUGGCCAUAGGACCCUUGGCCAUCUGUUGUGUGGGAACCAACCAUGCCACUAUUCAGAUGAUUUUAAAGAGUUGGCCAGAUGCGUUGCUGACAAUAUCGGCACUUACAUGAAAUAAAUGCAAAUUCAACAGCUUUAGCUCCAGGCUUUUACGAUUCUACCUUGUCACUAGAAGGAAGGAGACAUUCCUGUUCUAGGCUUCCCCUAAGCCCCUCUGGGGACCUGUGGGACCUUGUACUGGCUGAGGUCCCCAAGUGUGCCCGCUCAUUUUUAGAGUCGGAUUCCUUCUUCGGUGCUUCUAUGUUUGAAUCCCUCCGUGGGUAAAACGCCCUAUCCCGACAGCAUGAAGACCACAGAUUCCCACUGUGAAACAUGCAAGGGGAGAAAUGGGCUGAUAUACCUCUGUCAUUUUGUCUGAGGGAUGUGAAUCCUUGUUUGGGGAGAUGGGGGCCCACGGCAGUGGAUACACAAAUGCCCACUGGCUGUGUGGCCAUUGGCCAACAAUCCUUUUAUCCAGAAGCUCCCCAGGUGCCUGGGCCAUGACACAGACUGAGAAAUGGAAGGGAUGGAGCAUGGGAGAGGUAGGCUCUGCCAUGUACAGACUCCUCCAACAGUGUCCCUGGGCUGGGCAGGGGCAUACCAGGCACCGUUCUGUCCCUGAGCUGCCGAGCAGCAGAAUGGCCAGGGCGAUAGGGAAAGCGAGACAGCUUCACUUGGCAGCGAGCUCUAAGACAAUGGAGACUUUUGUCCAAAUAGAAUUUCCCAUACUUCAAUAAUUCUAGGAUGCACUUAGAAAAACUGUAUUCAGAACAAACCCACUCCGUCCCGUCCCCUCCCUCCAAGGUGGAUCAUUGAAGGGGAGGAUGCAGCCCACUAUGCCCCUUCCUGAAUUUCAGGGAUGCUCCCUGCUCUUUGCUCUUGUUCAUUUGCACAGUGAUGCAGAGCAAGCCCCGCCCCAGAAUCUGAGGAGUGUAUAAAGCAAAGGUGGGGCAAUUAUCCGAAAAUGCCUUGAGAGUGGCGGACCCGGUGGGGCUUUUUGUAGGGUGCACCCACCGCUGCUCAACACUGUGGCUGGUGUCCCUUUGGUUCACCCUCAUGCCUGAUUAUCAUAACCGUGAUAUCUGGUGCUACACAGCCGCAUGGUGUUUUCUGGGCAGCAUAAAGUGAGUGACUCAAGUGGGUUUCUUCUUAAGGACAGGAGAGAUGCAGGCUAACACCCUCCCUGUGAUUAGGCAAAAAGGUGGAAUAAAAAGUUAAACACGUAUGCGAACGUGUUUAUGUACAUAGUAUAGGAAGAACUAAGUUGGAAAUGAAUCUCUCUCCCUGAAACACACACGUGCGUGUUGCUAUUCUUACGUUCCAUUCAGGAGCCCCUGUUUGAACACAUCCUGAUAGGACCUGGAGUUUUAUCACCGAAAAACCUUUGGAGAAUAUGGACGUGAUCACUAGCUAAUUUUAUUCCAGCCCUCUUUCCCACAAAUAUUCCUGUGAAAACUAAGAGAACAGAGGCAAGAUUUGACCUAAAAAAUGUACUACAUUCAAAAUAAUGCAGUUUUUAAAAGCAAAUAUAGGACAGCCUUUUCCUAUUAUUUUUCUCCUUAGCUUCUCCAUUGUCUGAAUCAGGAAAACAGGAAAGCAUGGCUUUCUAGCAGCUGCAAAAUGGUGUAAUGUCCUCUCCAUAUUUCCAUCACCUUAAACAAUAGAUUUAGCAUGGGAAUCUGAGAUAUGAUCCCUGAAAACAUCUAUCCCUAUCUGCUGCAAAACCUACUGCUAUGUCUGUGUGGUUUGUGGUGUUUGUCAACCAAAAAAAAAAAAAAAGCUGAUAAUCAAAAUUCUCCAUGUAUUCUAUAAUCAAAUACCAUAUUCUGUUCCAGAUUCCUGAAACUAAUGCUCACUGAAGUGCUGUAAAAAAAAUGAAUUGUGUUUUGACCUGUUCUCGGAGAUCAUGCCCAUCUGUUUUAGGAAGAAACUCUGGAAAUUCUGUCUUACAUUGUUCCCCUUAUCUGCAAGGGGGCAAGCAUUUCCUUUCUGCACAUUUUGCCCACCGUUCUUCCAGGCUGGGUACUUUACUCAUAUUUGGCUGAAGCUUGAAUUAGGUCAUUCACAAGGCCUUGUUUUGUGAUACUUGAUGUGACUGUAAAUGUCAAUCAUCACUGCACGAGAGCUAGAUGAGAAUGUAAGUAUUUUUAAAUCUGUGGAUUUGAAAGGUGGUCCACUAAUUCUGCCAUUGUGGGAUUUCUCUGUAGGGCUUCUUUCUGUCCUGGGCACAACUGUUUCCCAGGGCGGGGAGGACAGGCUUGGCCGCUGCAUCGGCCUUACGACUCUGAGAAACCAAGAGGCAUCUCAGGUCCGCCUCAAUGAGUAGCCUGCUUGUUGUCCUUUGUGUUUUAUGUCACAUGCCUAACCUAAUAAACUCUGGAAUGCA
Mirounga angustirostris (Northern elephant seal) is the source of this 6539-nucleotide messenger RNA. It is a transcript of the gene CD93, whose product is annotated as CD93 molecule. Gene Ontology annotation, biological process: cell migration. The record is from RefSeq and is a predicted model, not a curated record. The transcript has 2 exons. The coding region runs from base 275 to 2173 and encodes 632 amino acids. Lineage: Eukaryota; Metazoa; Chordata; Mammalia; Carnivora; Phocidae. Gene Ontology annotation, molecular function: extracellular matrix protein binding; extracellular matrix binding; calcium ion binding. Gene Ontology annotation, cellular component: external side of plasma membrane; extracellular matrix.